Messenger RNA from Ramularia collo-cygni, 690 nucleotides. RefSeq names its product probable H+-transporting ATP synthase. The record is from RefSeq and is a predicted model, not a curated record. The transcript is spliced from 3 exons. Gene Ontology annotation, biological process: proton motive force-driven ATP synthesis. The coding region runs from base 1 to 690 and encodes 229 amino acids. Lineage: Eukaryota; Fungi; Ascomycota; Dothideomycetes; Mycosphaerellales; Mycosphaerellaceae. Gene Ontology annotation, molecular function: ADP binding; proton-transporting ATP synthase activity, rotational mechanism; ATP binding.
AUGUCUCUGCUCCUCCGUCGUCCWCCAGGGCGUGAGGCCUACCCAGGUGACGUUUUCUACCUCCACUCUCGUCUCCUGGAGCGUGCCGCCAAGAUGAACGACAAGUUCGGUGGUGGCUCUCUCACCGCGCUUCCCAUCAUUGAAACUCAGGGUGGUGAUGUGUCUGCCUACAUUCCAACCAACGUCAUUUCCAUCACCGACGGCCAGAUCUUCUUGGAGUCCGAGCUUUUCUACAAGGGUAUCCGCCCUGCCAUCAACGUCGGUCUCUCCGUGUCCCGAGUCGGUUCCGCCGCCCAGCUCAAGGCCAUGAAGCAAGUCGCCGGUUCGCUCAAGCUCUUCUUGGCCCAGUACCGUGAGGUUGCCGCUUUCGCCCAGUUCGGUUCCGAUCUCGAUGCCGCCACCAAGCAGACACUCAGCCGUGGUGAGCGUCUCACUGAGCUGCUCAAGCAGAAGCAGUACAGCCCCAUGGCUGUCAACGAGAUGGUGCCCCUCAUCUACGCCGGUGUCAACGGUCACCUUGACAGCGUGCCAGUCGCCAAGGUUCUCCAGUGGGAGUCUGACUUCCUCAACCACCUCCGCAGCAACGAGUCUGACCUUUUGGCCACCAUUGACAAGGAGGGUGCGCUCAGCAAGGAUACCGAGGCCAAGUUGAAGGAUGUUGUCGUUAGCUUCAUCAAGACCUUCUCAUAG